GAGGAGACCCCAGGAGCUGAGUGCCCCAUAUAUGAAGAGAUGAUGCACUUUGGCAGAGCGCAGCAGAACCAAAGGCUGGCAGUGGAAGAACUGAUCAAGACAGAGGCCAGUUAUGUCCACACCAUUGAGCUGUGUGUGUUGGAUAUCCGGGCCCACCUCCGGCAAAAGCAGUUGCCUGACAUAGACCUGGAAGGGCUUUUCUCUAACAUAGAUGACAUCCUCCAAGUAUCCAAACGAUUCCUGAAAGGCCUGGAAGCAACUGAGAGCCAGGGGCCUGAGCAGCUGCUUCUGAUCAGUGCCCUAUUCCAAGAAUUCAAGGAGGAGAUGGAAAGUGUCUAUAAUGUUUACUGUGCCAGCUAUGAGCAAGCCCUUGUGCUGGUGGAGAGUCACAGGAAGGACCCAAGGUUGCAGCAGGAGAUUGUGGAGACCCUGAACACAACAGUAUCUCACACUGGUGCUUCAGACCUGAGCUUCUUCCUGGUGAUGCCAGUGCAGAGGGUCACUAAGUACCCGCUGCUGCUGCAGAAGAUCCUGGAGAAUACACCGGCCAGUGACAAAGCUUACUUUGCCCUGCAGAGCGCAGCCAGCAUGAUGCUCGAGAUGAACACCAACAUCAAUGAGUACAAGAGGCGCAAGGAAGUAGCUACCAAAUACAACAAAGUCGAGCAGCUGACACUGCGGGAGCGCAUUGGACGGCUCAACAAACACUCCAUUGCCAAGAAGACCACGCGGCUGAGCCGGUUCUUCAUGCACGAAGCUGGCAUUGUGCCCAAGACAGAGGAUAAAGAGUUUGACUAUCUGGAGGAAAAAUUUCAGUCCCUGGCAUCUUGUGCGGCUGAGCUGAAAGAGAACAUAGCCACUUACCUGGACAACUUACAGGUCUUCCUCCUUUCCAAACCACAUGAGUGUGAGCUUCGCACCAUCUUCCCAGAGUUUAGGAGACGGUUGGACCAGUUGGUCUACCAGCCGCUCUGCAGCCUGUCAGAGACUCUGAAGGGGCCACAACAGCUGAUCAGGAAGCGCCUGGACAAGCUGCUGGACUAUGAGGAGAUCGAGGAGAAGAAGAGUGAGACAGGCAACAUGACAUAUGAUGAGGAGGCCACCAGGAACACCUACCUCGCCAUCAACGCUCUAUUGCUGUCCGAGCUCCCCACAUUCAACCACGUGGCCGUGCAGUGGCUGAAGCAGAUACUGUACUCACUUGUGGCCCUUCAGAGGGACUUGGCCAAGCAGAUGCUCCAAGAGGCAGAAAUAGAGCUGGCCCAGCUGCCACAUAGCCACAUCCCCAUGCCCACUUUCUGGAAGAUGGUCAAGGACACUUUAAGCCAAUCUACUGCUCAGCUUAACUCCUUCUGCCAGAAAUUUGAGAAGGUCACGCCGAGUCCUAUGAUACAGCCUCUUAGCCCUGCUGAGGAGCGCAGGGUCCUUUCACUUGUCAGCAAACAUGGCCCAGAAAAGCUCUACCAGGUGACAAGCAACAUCAGUGGCAGCAAAGAUCUGGACCUGACCCUACAGAGGGGACAGAUUGUGGCUCUCCUGCAUGGUGUGGACACCAAGGGCAACACUAACCGAUGGCUAGUGGAUGCUGGAGGUCACCGAGGGUACGUCCAGGCUGGGAAACUCCAACCAUAUCACUUGGUCCAAAGUCAAAAGCCCAGGAUGCAGAUGCUGGUGCCAGACACUGGGGCUGAGAGAAGACGGCAUUCUUACACCUUACCCGAAGGGCCCAGUCCACAGGUCUUCAUCGCCCCUCCAGCUUUCCAGGUGGUUGCAGGUUAUGCGUUCACAGCCAGGAGCCCCCAGGAGGUCAGUCUUCAGGCAGGGCAGCCCGUGACAGUGCUGGAACCUCAUGAUAAGAAGGGAAGCAAGGAAUGGAGCCUGGUGGAAGUAAACGGACAGCGGGGCUACGUACCUUCCAGUUACCUGAUGAUGGUCCCCACCCAGGAGUCAGGGAGUUGGAGCUUGCCUGCUUGGUCUCUACCAACUCAGCAAACCUAGUGGCAGAAUCAAUUUUUAGGAAUGAGCAGUCCACUCUCCCACCCACCCCGUCUCCUCAAAGAGGCUUGGCAUGCAAUGCUAAGGCUGGAGAAUGAGCUGGCAAGGAAAUGAAGAGGUCACACAGGGCUGAGAAUAGAAAAUACAAAAGCUACGGUCACAGAAUUUUGCACAGGGAACUUUGCAUGCAGAUGAGUGUGUGUGUGCAUGUGUGUGUUAGUCUGAGGGUGCCUCUUGUGUUAUGCAGGAGGGUAUGAGAGUGUGGGGCUGUGUUUGUGUUUGUGCCAUCAGAGCGAUUAGCUAUGACUUUGAAAAGUCAUGGAAGACAGAAGAGAUUCAAGAGGACUGGAAAAGGACAAAUAUAGUGACCAUCUAUAAAAUUGGAAAUAAGGAUAACCUGGGGAAUUACAGACCAGUCAGUUUAACUUCAGUACUCAAAGAUAAUGAAGCACACAAUUAAGCAAUCAAUUUGCAAACACUUAGAAGCUGAUAAAUAAGUCAGCAUGGAUUUGUCAAGAACAAAUUGCAUG
Messenger RNA from Pelodiscus sinensis (Chinese soft-shelled turtle), 2525 nucleotides. It is a transcript of the gene ARHGEF37, whose product is annotated as Rho guanine nucleotide exchange factor 37. Gene Ontology annotation, cellular component: cytoplasm. Gene Ontology annotation, molecular function: protein binding; guanyl-nucleotide exchange factor activity. The record is from RefSeq and is a predicted model, not a curated record. Lineage: Eukaryota; Metazoa; Chordata; Testudines; Trionychidae.